Messenger RNA from Macadamia integrifolia, 4013 nucleotides. RefSeq names its product LEAF RUST 10 DISEASE-RESISTANCE LOCUS RECEPTOR-LIKE PROTEIN KINASE-like 1.2. Gene Ontology annotation, biological process: protein phosphorylation. NCBI's taxonomy places the organism in Eukaryota, Viridiplantae, Streptophyta, Magnoliopsida, Proteales, Proteaceae. The transcript has 4 exons. Bases 1493 to 3574 code for a protein of 693 amino acids. Gene Ontology annotation, molecular function: protein kinase activity; ATP binding; polysaccharide binding. The record is from RefSeq and is a predicted model, not a curated record.
CCCAAAAUCCCAUUAAUCUCAAUACUAUCUUUCCUCCACAUAUGAAAUGAUCUUGCUGUCUUUUAAUGUUUUGUAAUGCCUCGACUUCAUUCUAGUCGAGUAAUCUUUUCCUAUGUGAUAUGGGACUAAAAUUUGUAUACUCUCAUCGAUCUCCCAAAUUUCCUCGUACCUGAUGAUUUGAUGCUUCUCAUAUUCUUGGGUGUCACAAUCUUUCCUCUUUCGCACUUCAUUAACAUGGUAUCAGAGUGGGUACGUUGGGUCUCCAUCGAUGAUGAGCUCCUUACUCAGACCCACGAAGGUAAUCAUAAGAAACUUAUAUGUAAGGGAAAGUAUUGAAAUAGUCCCACAUCAAAUGUCAAAUGUGGGUGACUCAACAAUCAUAUAUUACAAGAGACCACCCCACUUAAAGUCAAUUGAUUUGAAGAUGGAAGUUUUUUGACAAUGUAUGGGACUGUUUUCUCACAUUUCAUCAGUGUACUUCUCCCUUCCUUACUCAGAAAAUUCCUUCCCCAUGGUUGCCAAUAGGGGUGUCAAUCCUGAGUCCGCACCGGUAGGUCCGACCCCUCCUGACUCGGUUAAAGCCCCACCUGAACCGGCCCAUUUAAUAAACGUGUCGGGCUUAAGCUCGACUCUUUUAUUAAACAGGUGUUUACGGUGCAGAGUAGUAGCCCAUCGGGCACCCGACCGGCCUGACUCACUUAAGUAGCCUGUUAGAACCGACUCACUUAGCCCGACAGACCCAACAUCUUUUAGAAAAAUGCUUAAAUUGUAAAUACCUAUUCUACCAUUAACAUUACAAAAUAUGAGUAAUGCUUAAAUUGUAAAUACCUUUUCUAAGAAUCUUAUCUUCUUAAAUUCUUAGAAAAAUGCUUAAAUUGUAAAGCCAAUAUUUUAAUCCGCUUAAAAAAUGAUUUUAGGGUAGAUCCGUUUAGAGCUCGUUUAGAAUUAAAUAGACCCAUAUCCCAUUUAUGACCCGUUUAAGGUAGUCCGAUUAAAGUCCAACACCGACCGGUCUGAUUACAAAUCGUACCAUGCCCCCCCAAACUCAAGCCCGUUUAAGUAAACUGACAUUAACGGUGCAAGAAUUUCACACCGUCAGACCCGAUUAGGCCCAACCGAGCUUGGCCCGGCUCGACGGAUUGACACCCCUAGUUGCGGGGCAGCAUGGUCCAAGCAAUAAUGCGAGGGCCAAUGAGAAGUCACGCCGAGGUAUCCAAUAGGGUUAUCAUUUUGCCCUUAGGACAGUUCUUCUUUUUUAAUUAUUAUUAAAAAUAGUAUAGAAUGACGUGAUUAUAAUAUAAGAAGGUACACCAAAUUGAGUCAUCGGUAGAAAAGAGUAGCUAUCUUUGUUUUUUUGGUAGAAGAGAAGAGUAAGCUAUCCACUGAUAACUAUCCUCCUCUCUCUCUUUAGUCUCCCUUCUGCUCUUAUUUAUCCUCUCCUUCCCUGGAUUCCUUGAUUUUCCUUUAUUCUCUUCUUACCAAAAAGAAUAAAAUGAUUUACUCGUUCAGGGACCCGCGCCCUGUAUUGAUAAACACCACCCUUCUCAUCUUCAUUCUCAGCAACGCAGUAAUCCAAGAAGCCAAAUCACUGGACCCAAAAUUCGAAACUUGUCAGCCUCGGAGCUGCGGCGACGCCGUCAAAGGACCGAAUAUAAGUUACCCGUUCUGGAUUUCUUUCACCCAAGAAUCCUACUGCGGCCUCCCAAACUUCGAGAUAACCUGCGAUGGCCAAAAACCAGGGCUGAAGAUCCCCGACGACGAACACAAAUACCACAUCAGAGAAAUCUUCUACGCUAACAAAUCCCUUCAUGUGGUCAACGCCAAGGCAUUGAAGGACGAUUGUCAUGUUCCCCUGCAUAAUAUUACCCUCGAUGGCACUAAUUUCAGCGUCGUCCAUUCAUCCGUCAAUCUCUUCUUCUUCUAUAACUGCACAAAUUCGAUUUCCUCCAAGUAUUCAUUCCCGCUUACUUGUUCGAGUAAGGAUAUUGGGAAAAACUCGUUUGCUGUAUUCGAGCACCAUUUGGAUUUGCUGUACAUGAAAUAUUCCCCACAUUCUCUUCAUCAGACAUGCAAUUCGACAGUGAAAACGCCCGUAUACAUGAACGGUACUAGUUUUGGGGAUUAUUUAUCAGGACGGAAAAACUACGCGGGGUUGUUGAGGGGAGGGUUUCUGUUGGAAUGGACUGAAAAAAUUAGUAAUUGCAGUGGAUGCCAAGCAAGCGGUGGCCACUGCGGCUCCGACGAUCAGAAAGAAUUCUGGUGCUUUUGCCCCAAUGGACCCAGUCGCCAAUUCUGCCCUGCUGCUGUUGCAGGGAAGAAGAGAAAUUUGGUAUUGACGCUUACAAUAGCCUUUGGUUCUCUUGGUGUGGGAAUGAUUUUAGCAUGUGUAAUGUUCUUCAUCUGCUACCGACGCCGCCAUCACAAGGGGAGCCUCUUCAAUCCAGUCAAAGGCAACAACCUCUCUCCUUCUUCAACACCCCUCUCUAGAAACAUUGCAUCCAAUUCCUCCUGCAAGGACCCUGAAAAGUGCAGUACCUACUUCGGAGUCCAUGUAUUCACUUACGAUGAGCUCGAAGAAGCCACUAACAACUUCAAUUCUGAAAGAGAACUUGGGGAUGGUGGCUUUGGCACUGUUUACCAUGGCAAGCUCCGGGAUGGACGUGAGGUUGCAGUCAAGCGCCUUUAUGAAAACAACUUCAAACGUGUUGAGCAGUUCAUGAAUGAAGUUGACAUCCUUACCCGUAUACGCCAUCAGAGCCUUGUCACACUAUAUGGAUGCACUUCACGACAUAGCCGCGAACUCCUCCUUGUUUAUGAGUUCAUUCCCAAUGGAACUGUGGCUGAUCAUCUUCACGGUGAUAGAAAAACAGAGACUGGGAAACUCAGUUGGCCUAUAAGGAUGAGCAUUGCCAUAGAGACUGCCACUGCACUGUCCUACCUCCAUGCUUCUGAUAUCAUACAUCGUGAUGUGAAAACCAACAACAUUCUCCUUGACAACAAUUUCCGGGUAAAAGUUGCAGAUUUUGGGCUUUCCCGUCUCUUUCCUACAGAUGUCACCCAUGUCUCCACUGCACCACAAGGGACUCCAGGAUAUGUAGACCCUGAGUAUCACCAAUGCUACCAGCUUACAGACAAGAGUGAUGUAUACAGCUUCGGGGUGGUCUUGAUUGAGCUCAUAUCAUCAAUGCCUGCUGUAGAUAUCAAUCGACAUCGGCAUGAGAUUAAUCUGUCUAACUUGGCGAUCAACAAGAUCAAAAAUCAAGCUUUGCAUGAGUUGGUAGACCCCUGUCUUGGAUAUGAAACAGAAUGUGUAGUAAAGAGGAUGAUAACAUCAGUGGCCGAGUUGGCUUUUUGUUGCCUGCAACUUGAGAAGGAGAUGAGACCUUCCAUGGAUGAGGUAUUGAAGAGUCUAAAGCAAAUUGAGAGGGAAGACUACACCAUGGAGAAGGCAGAGGGGGUUGUCAUUCAGACAGACACUAUUGGGUUGUUGAAGAAUACUGAUCCACCAUUUUCGCCUGAUUCUGUGACCAAUAAGUGGGUUAGCCGGUCCACUACACCUAAUGCCAGUGCUUAAUUAAGGAUCAUCCCCAUCUCUUUUUUUUUUUUUUUGCAUCAAAAUGCAUGGGAAGAAUAAGUUCUACUUUCAUAAUCAGAUGCAAUUUAGUUGAUUGUAUUUGGAAUUUCAACUUCUUUUCAUCUGCUUGUGUUUUUGUUGUGCAGUUCUCAAGGUUACAGUAGUAACAUCACUGAGAAUUAAGGCUUGAGGGCGUUGUACAUAGUUAAAAGGAGUAUUAUCAUACGUGCCAUUUCUUAGUACUUCUGAUGUGCAGCAUAUCUGAGAAGUGUUUUCCGAUUAAUGGAAGGUUGUUUGAUCACUAAGAGGCUUCCUAUUAGUUGAGGAUUUGAUAAUCUACAGCUUUGUUAUUAGCUUUGCUGUAAAUUUGUAGGUUUUAUUAGACUGUCUUUGGCACCCAUUUUUUUCUACUCUUUUUCUGUAAUUUUUUUUUUUUAUC